AUGGACUCGAAAUUGGAGAUAGUGAGGUCGAUUGAGUCAGCUCUGGGUGUGUCCUUGGGGGAGAAUGGGAACCAAGUUUUGGUGGUCGUGACUACCUCGGUGGCGGUGAUCGUAGGUUUGUUAGUGUUUUUAUGGAAGAGAUCGAGUGAUAAAGGACCGGUAAACAAGACGGUUGUGGUUCCCAAGGCGGUGCCGGCUAUGAUGGAGGAGGAAGAGGAGGAACUGGACCCUACUAAGGUUAAAGUCACCGUCUUCUUCGGCACUCAAACUGGUACAGCUGAAGGUUUUGCUAAGGCGUUAUCUGAGGAGAUCAAGGCUCGAUAUGAGAAGGCAGUUGUGAAAGUUGUUGACCUGGAUGACUAUGCUGCAGAUGAUGAUCAGUAUGAGCAAAAGCUGAAGAAGGAGACACUGGCAUUCUUCAUGGUGGCAACUUAUGGUGAUGGGGAGCCAACUGACAAUGCUGCAAGAUUUUACAAAUGGUUUACAGAGGGAAGAGAGAAGGAACCCUGGCUUCAGCAGCUUAAAUAUGGUGUUUUUGGUCUUGGUAAUCGUCAGUAUGAGCAUUUCAAUAAGAUUGCGGUGGUGAUCGAUGAACAUUUUAGCGAAUAUGGUGCCAAACGGCUUGUUCCGGUUGGUCUGGGUGAUGAUGAUCAGUGUAUCGAGGAUGACUUUGCUGCUUGGAGGGAACAACUGUGGCCUGAGUUAGACCAGUUACUCAGAGAUGAAGAUGACACUACUUCUGCAGCUACCCCAUAUACUGCUACAAUUCUUGAAUAUAGAGUAAUUGUCCAUGAUUCUGAGGCUACAUCUUUUGAGGAUAAGCACUUCAACAUGGCUAAUGGCAACACAUCAUAUGAUAUUCAUCAUCCAUGCAUAGUUAAUGUCGCUGUUCAAAGAGAGUUACAUACUCCUGAAUCUGAUCGCUCUUGCAUCCAUUUGGAGUUUGAUAUAUCUGGCACUGGCAUUAAUUAUGAAACCGGAGACCAUGUGGGGGUUUAUGCUGAAAAUAUUGAUGAGAGUGUUGAAGAGGCCGCGAAAUUGCUGGGCCAGCCUUUAGAUUUAGUAUUUUCUAUCCACGCUGACAAGGAAGAUGGUACUCCAAUUGGAGGCCUGCCACCUCCUUUUCCAGGACCUUGUUCUCUUCGUACGGCUCUUGCUCGCUAUGCUGAUCUUCUGAAUUCUCCUCGAAAGGCUUCUUUGGUUGCAUUGGCUGCGUAUGCAAGUGAACCUAGCGAAGCAGAGAGACUGAAAUUCUUAGCAUCUCCUCAGGGGAAGGAUGAAUACUCACAGUGGGUCGUCGCAAGUCAGAGGAGUCUGCUGGAGGUUAUGGCUGAGUUUCCCUCUGCAAAACCUCCUCUUGGUGUGUUUUUUGCUGCUAUCUCGCCUCGUCUGCCACCGCGUUACUAUUCCAUCUCAUCUUCCCCAAGAUUUGUGCCAAAUAGAGUUCAUGUAACUUGUGCGUUGGUUUAUGGUCCCACUCCAACUGGACGUAUUCACAAGGGAGUAUGUUCAACCUGGAUGAAGAAUGCUGUGCCAUCUGAAAGAAGCCAUGAGUGCAGCAAGGCUCCUAUUUUUAUCAGAUCUUCUAAUUUUAAAUUACCUGCUGAUCCUUCUAUUCCAAUUAUCAUGGUCGGUCCUGGGACAGGCUUGGCUCCAUUUAGAGGAUUUUUACAAGAGAGACUGGUCCUGAAAGAAGAGGGCGCCGAGCUUGGUCCUGCUUUAUUAUUCUUCGGUUGCAGAAACCGCAGGAUGGAUUUCAUUUACGAGGACGAGCUUAAUGGUUUUGUGGACCAAGGUGUAAUAUCGGAGCUUAUUGUUGCAUUUUCUCGUGAGGGGCCACAGAAGGAGUAUGUGCAACAUAAGAUGAUGGACAAGGCUGCCCAGUUGUGGAGUUUUAUCUCCCAAGGGGCUUACCUUUAUGUAUGUGGGGAUGCUAAAGGAAUGGCAAAGGAUGUGCAUCGUGCUCUGCAUACCAUGGUUCAAGAGCAGGACAAUGUGGAGUCCUCGAAGGCUGAGGCCUUUGUGAAGAAAUUACAGAUGGAUGGACGGUAUCUCAGGGAUGUGUGGUAA
Oldenlandia corymbosa var. corymbosa is the source of this 2070-nucleotide messenger RNA. The record is from the annotation of a GenBank genome assembly. Lineage: Eukaryota; Viridiplantae; Streptophyta; Magnoliopsida; Gentianales; Rubiaceae.